Molecule: messenger RNA, 2907 nt
Organism: Adineta ricciae
Lineage: Eukaryota; Metazoa; Rotifera; Eurotatoria; Adinetida; Adinetidae
Source: the annotation of a GenBank genome assembly
GGAAAUAGAAAAAAACGAAUUUGUUUAUCGAAAGUGGUCGAUAUUAAACAACCAUCGAAUCAAAUAACAUCCUAUUUAGAAACCAUGGAUGAAAUGUUUCAUCAUACUAUGGUCAAUUCAAUGAUACCAUGGAGUGAUUUACAAGCUAUUAUCGAAUAUAAACAUCAGAUGAAAGUAAUUCAAUUGAAUUUACAACGUUGGACACGAUAUUAUGAAGUCGGUGUUGAAGAACAACUAUGGUCAAUAGAAGUCAAAGAAAAACUUUCAAUAAAAACUAGUGAUGAAAAACAAUAUGCAAUUUAUAUUCAACAAUAUCUUGAUGAAUUAGAUCAACAAUUCGAACAUUUACAACAACAAUUGGAUAGUGAUAAGAAAAAUUUGUCUCAAUUGACAGAUAAUAUCGAACAUCACCUUGAUGAAUUUAUUCAAAAUUAUCGUUUAGUACCGUAUACAAUGAAAUCAGAUUAUCAACUUGCUCGAUUCAACUAUGAAUAUCAAGAUCAAUUAUUAGAACGUCAAUUUCUUCAACUUCAACCAACAGAUCAACAAAUUGAGUUUAGCAAGAAUCUAUACAAAUUCUAUUAUGAAUAUCAAACAGCAGAAAAAGAACUCAUCGAAUUAAAACAUCGUAUUCAAUGUAAUUAUCCAACUCAACAAAGUGUGACACAAGCUCUAUCUAUGUUAUCAAGAACAAUAUCAACAACAGUUGUGAAUCCAAAUUUUUAUCAUCAAGAAAUCGAUCAGGAUGAGAAAAAAUUACAAGACUGUUUGAAUAAUUUCAUGAUGAAAUCGAUCCAAGAGGCUGAAAAGAAAAUUUCACAAUGCAGACUCUUAUUUCAAAAACAAGAACAACUAUCUCAAUCAAUUUUAACAUCAUCAUUGAUCGAUAGUCUUUAUCGUCGUUAUGAAUUAUGUAAAAGAAAACUUGAUUGUACCGAACAAUUUCGUUUAAACUAUUAUUUACGACAACAUUUUGGUCAACAAUCAGAUGAAUUUAAUUUAGCUAAAGUUAGUUUUUCACCAACAGUUAUUGUACAUGCAUCCAUGCAUGUAUUCAAUAAAGAACAUCUACGAUUAUUAUCACGCGGACCAAGUUAUAUACCACCUUAUCAAAUGACAAAAAAACAAAAUCUAGAAAAAAAUUAUAAACAAUUACAACAUGAUUUAAAUCUACUAUUCGUUAAAUCGAAUGUCAAUAUGGUUCAAUCCAUGUUUCUACAAAAGAAAAUAAAAGAUCUCUAUAUGGAAAUGUUUUCUACAAUCAUACCAUCCAAAUCGAUGUAUGAACGUGCCCAUUAUGAACAACAACUUAUUGAACAAAUACAAAAUGAUUUAAAAAGAUUUAAUUUAAUUUUACGACGUACUCACGAUCAACAAAAUGUUUUCUAUCUUGGUGAUAGAAAUUCAUUUGAGCAAUUAUCGCAAGAAUUUAUGUUACAAACAGAUCUAUUUGAAAUCGAUAUGACUAUUGACAAGGAAAAUGUUCAAGCAACACGUGAUUAUUUAACAAACAAAAUAAAAUUGAUGAAUUGUGAAUUUGAAAAUAUAUUUGUCAAUACAACAAAAUAUAAAGAUGAACUUAAGAAAAUUAAUGUCGUAAUUGAUAAAGUAGAAUUACCUUAUUUAUAUUUUCUACCAGAUUUAUCAAAACAACCAUUAUUAAAUGUAAAACCAAUGAUGAUGACACCACAAUAUAAUGCUACGUAUCGUUUAGGAAAAUUUCUCAAUCAAUUAUUACAACCAGUCAUUGAUAUAUAUCAACAAGGAAGAAUAUUUCAUAAUGGUACUGAUUUCUUAGAAAAAUUUCAUAAUUAUAUCGAUCAAUAUGAUCGUCUUCGUUCAACAACGAAUUUUGUUACAAUUACAAUUAACAAUUUUUAUCAUUUAGUUCCACAUCAUGUUCUAUUAAGUACAUUAUUAGAUUUUUUCGUGAAAUAUUAUCAUUUACCUAUAGUGGAAAAUAUUCAUAUUACAAAAAUUGUUCGAUUAACAAGUUUAUUUUUACAUAAUAAUCGAUUUUAUUAUGAUGGUAAAAUUUAUCGAUUUAUUAAAGGUGGUCCAUCAAAUUCAGGUCUGAUUGAAACAUUAUCAAAUAUUUAUCUUAAUCGAAUGGAUAAUUUUCUCAUUGAUCAAUCAUCCACGAAACAAAAUGAAUUCUAUGGUCGAUAUCAAAAUCAAAUUUUCUUUACAUGGAAUCAAUCAUUGGAUGAACUUGAACAAAUACUUAAAUCAAUGAAAUCGGAAUAUCAUCACUUAAGUUUUGAUAUUCAUAUUGGAAAAAAUCUAAAUUAUCUUGAUCUUUAUUUAGAAAAUCGUCAUAUUUUACUUUAUAGUCGUGUUCAUCAUCAAGAAAAUCAACAACCGUAUACAUUACCGUAUAUAUCAAAUGGAAAUUCAAUAACAAAACAUAGUCAUUGGUUACGAUCAAGUCUUAUACGUGCUGUUCGUUAUUGUACAACAAUUGAAGAUUUUAAUCAAGAACGAAUCUAUCUUGAAAUGACAUGUUUAGCAAAUGGUUAUUCAGUUGAAUUUGUUCAAAAGCAUAUUGAACAUUUUUUUAUAUUUUUCAAUGCAACAUUACUUCAACAAUGGUCUCUUGAUCAACAUUCAUAUGAAAAAUUUCGUCAUCGUCUAUUUAAUUUUAUGAGUGAACAACGACAAUUCUUACAGAAAAAACAAGAUUUAUUGAAAAGAAAUCGACGUUUUCAUUUAUCUUAUCUCUAUGAUAAUAUGAGUCCUAAAGGUAUAUUCAAUAAAAAAUUACGUGAAAUUCUAUCGCAAAAUAUUCAACUUGAAAAUACAACGUUCGAAAACAAUAAAUUACAAUUUGUUAUUACAACAAAACAUCAAUAUUCAUUAAAUUCACUUCUCAGUGAACAACGGCCAACACAUCCAAUAUUAAAUUAA